Messenger RNA from Sorghum bicolor (sorghum), 2242 nucleotides. Its product is annotated as probable protein phosphatase 2C 38. Gene Ontology annotation, biological process: protein dephosphorylation. Gene Ontology annotation, molecular function: protein serine/threonine phosphatase activity. NCBI's taxonomy places the organism in Eukaryota, Viridiplantae, Streptophyta, Magnoliopsida, Poales, Poaceae. The record is from RefSeq and is a predicted model, not a curated record.
ACCUUUCGUUCCGUGGCCCGUCGUCUUUGUUGGCCCCCUGCCACGACCGCGUCGCGCGCUCGCGCCCUUCACGCCCUGCGCUGCGCUUGCCUCGUCGCGGCCACGUCCACCUACCUGUCCCUCUCUUUCUCUCUCUGACCCAUCACCACCCCCUUUCCCAAGAUCCGAGCCGCGGCCAUGACCUGAUCAUCCGUCUCCAAGUAGGAGUACCUCGCAGGAGCAGAUUGCAAGGAGCCACUGCUGCGAGUUCCUUGGCGAUGGUGACCGUCGCGGCGGGGAGGCGGGCCGGGGCGGCAGGCGGCGUCGGUGGCCGCCGGCGCUCGGGCUGCGGCGGCGCGGGGCAGGCAGCACAGCAGAACAGUCCCCUGCAGCAGAAGCUACUGGCGGUCGCCGUCGCCGCGCGCUUCGCUGAGGCCGGGCCGCCGCCGUCCACGGAGGCCUCCGGCGCCGGCGCCGGCGGAUGCUGCGUCGAGCUCCUCGAUUGCCUCCUCGGGGCUCUCAACGUCAGCGUGGCCACUGUGACCCCGGCGCCCGCGCAGUACGGGUGGGCCGUGCGCGAGAUCCGCCCCCGCGGCGAGGGGUCCGCCGAGGACCGCCACGCCGACGCUCCCUCGGGCCGCAUCGCGGGCAACGGCGCAUCCGCCAACGCCGCCGCGUCGCUCUACACCAUGCAGGGCAGGAAGGGUGUCAAUCAGGACGCCAUGGUGGUCUGGGAGAAUUUUGGUUCAAAAGAUGAUACCGUUUUUUGUGGAGUUUUUGAUGGCCAUGGACCAAACGGCCAUUUGGUUGCCAAGAGGGUCAGAGAUCUUCUCCCUGUAAAGCUGAGUGCAAAUUUAGGAAAGGGUGAAUGCAAAGAGAUUUCUACUAGCAAUGUCAAGAGUGGUACUACUAAAAGAGUUGCAACCGAACACAGGGUUCAAGAUACUGAUGCUUCCACUGGAAAUGAAGAGAAUGGCGAGUACCCAGAAUUUUUCACAGCACUGAGAGCUUCAUUCUUGAAGGCGUUUUAUGUUAUGGACAGGGAUCUGAAAGCACAUAGAAAUAUUGAUUGUGCAUUCAGUGGUACAACAGCAGUCACAGUAAUCAAGCAGGGACAAAAUCUUAUAAUUGGCAAUUUGGGAGAUUCGAGAGCUGUCUUGGGCACAAGAGAUGAACAUAAUCAUCUAGUUGCUCUUCAGCUGACAGUGGACCUCAAACCUAGUAUCCCAAGUGAAGCAGCACGAAUCAGGCAACGAAGGGGCAGAGUAUUUUCUCUUCCAGAUGAACCAGACGUUGCUCGUGUGUGGCUUCCAACUUUCAACUCGCCAGGGUUGGCCAUGGCAAGAUCAUUUGGAGACUUCUGUCUGAAGAAUUAUGGAAUAAUUUCUAUGCCUGAUGUUUCCUACCACCGCAUCACAGAUAAGGAUGAAUUCGUUGUGUUGGCAACUGAUGGGGUGUGGGAUGUGCUUUCCAAUGCCGAAGUUGUUAGCAUCAUCAGCAGUGCUCCUUCACAGGCCUCAGCAGCUCGGUUUCUUGUUGAAUCAGCUCAACGGGCAUGGAGAACACGGUACCCAACAUCAAAAACUGAUGACUGUGCUGUUGUCUGCCUCUUCCUGAAUACAGAAGCAGCAAGUGCAUCCUCCAGUUCUGACCAAAGUUUGGUGAAGAACAGAGAAGUGAGCAGCGGUAAGCACUCAUUGGCUGUUAAAUCAAGCACCGGGGUUCCUGCAAAUCUUGUUACUGCCAAAUAUGAGUGGUCUUUUCUUGAUGGUUCCUCUGGGUGUGUUACACUGCCAACUCUACCAAAGCCCACUUCAGUUGCGACAGAUAGCUCAGAAGAUUGAGCUUGCCUGCCAAUUGAGAUGGGAUAAUUUUUGCUGGAGAUUUGUUCGCCUUUGUUUGCAACCUUGCAUGCAUCAGAUUUGUUGUGACGUGAAGAUAGUGCCAGUUUCAUUGGCGAAUUGAGUGGAAGUUAUUGCGUGCUGGAAUUGAUAGGUGUGCAGGUUUUGUUCUUUUUGUAAAGUAUUCUAUCAGUUUAGUGAGAUCAGUUGGUAGUAAUGGGAAUUGUAAUAAUACUGUGCCUAUUAUUGAUGGAUGGGGUGAUCAGAUCCAUGCAUAGGAUGAAGUUUCUCCCUUGUUUUGUAAUGUAAAUAAUUGUUUUGGUUUCUGCAGAUCUAAGAAGUUUUCUUUUGUAAUAUGAAAGACUUUUGCUAUUUAUCUGUUGACAGAUAUUUUUUGGUAUUAAGUCUGUCAGAUUUCUAUA